GGAUUUCUGUUAUCCUGAUACCUCGGCCCGAAAGUUCUGAAAAGGCUGGUCAGCUGCUCCUCAUCAAAGCCUAGAGUUUCCCGCAGGACAUCAUUGGACUUAUGCUCUACCAACCCAUAAAAGUCCGCAGUGGUAACCCUGCUGCCGGCGUUGCUCAUCCGGGAAAAAAGAGUGAGUGCUUGUCUGCACUCUCUCUGCCAUUCUCCCAUCCUAGGUCUUCACUUGAUCCAUGCAUCUACAUCCAUAAGGGACUUCAAUUGCAGAAAGAGUUGCUUGGCCAGCAGUGACCACACCUGUUCACCAUCCAGGUAGCACCGGAGAUGCCUCAGCUUCAGCAUGUACUUGCACAUCAUCAGCUAGGGCAUCCCCAGCCCACCCUUUAACGGUUUUUGGCAGCAGAUGGAGCACCUCACAAGUGGCGUUUUCCCUCUUCACAAAAAGUGGAAAAGGAUCCGUUCCAACUGAUUAAACCACAAACCGGGGCAAGGCACGAUGGUUAGGCGGUAGGUUAUCACUGAUGCUAUAAACACCUGUGCAACCUCAGCCCUUCCCUUUAGGAUAACGUCCUCCCAGGCUAAGUCUGGGCUCGGGCCGUUAUCUUGCUCGCCACCUUGCUCCAGUUCUUCUCCACCUGGAGAUCUGGUCCAAACCAGAUCCUGAGCAUUUUAACCGGGCCUUCUGUCCAGCAUCCGACGACGCUGUUGGGAGGCAUUGACUUUCCCCACCAUUGACUUUCUCCUGGUUAAUUUUAGCUCCUGCCAUCACUUCGUAUCCUUUGAUGGCGUCUUCUACACAAAGUAGCUGCCCUUCAUCAGACACGAUGAUGGUGACAUCAUCCGCAUGUGCCGUCGCAUUUCUCCCAUAACACAGAUCACGCGGGUCUGCCUCCAUAUUUUUAAGGGUGUAUCCUUUAAACUAGUUUUAUGUUUGAUUAUAUCGUCAUUUCUUUUCCAUUCUAACAAAACUGUCUGAUGAACGGGAACAUGAAAAUCUGAGUAACAGUUUUUGUAAAAUUUCUGCUGCUUUUAAUAAAGCAUAUUACUCUACCUCUGGUAUUUUAGUGCUCUUUUUUCCAACUUGUUUCACAUUCAUGUGCUUACUCCGGUAUGUAUGUAUGUAUGUAUGUGCGUGUAUGUAUGUAUGUAUGUAAUGUAAUGUAUGUAUGUAUAAAGCGAGAUUUCUAUAUAUCUUAAAUUUGCGGAAAAAUUUGUGGUGAGAGCAGUUCAGCUUAAAGGUGAAGCAUCAGUUUUGGUGUGCAAGAGAGACGAUUGUGCUGGUAUGGUCAUGUGGCGAGAAUGGAUGAGGAUAGCUGUGUAAAAAAGUGCCACACCCUAGCGGUUGAGGGAACCUGUGGAAGAGGCAGGCCCAGGAAGACCUGGGAUGAGGUGGUGAAGCAUGACCUCCGAACAUUAGGCCUCACCGAGGCAAUAAUUUGUGACUGAGACCUUUGGAAAUAUGCUGUGCGUGAGAAGACCCGGCAAGCCAAGUGAGACCAAAAUCCAAGGCCUCUGCCAGGGAUGUAGCCAGCCCCCUUACGCGUAACAUUCCUUCAUUGGACACUAAACUCCGCUUACGAAGACCUGUUGAGGCAAGUGAAAUUGAAAUUGAAAUCGAACUAAAUCUGUAGACUAGCACCCAUGCCAACGUCUCUUCAUUGAACACUAAACUCAGCUUGCGAAGACCUGUUGGGGCAAGCGAAAGCAAAAUCGUGAUGGUACCCGUACCAGUAGAUCACUAAGAGCACCGUCCAAGCAUGAUCGUUGCCAGAGAACCAGCUGUCUGGCUUCCGUGCCGGUGGCACGUAAAUCGCACCAUUUGAGCGUGAUUGUUACCAAUGUCACCUUCCUGGCACUUGGGUAUGUGAAAAGACAUUCAAGCAAGUUCGUUGCCAGUAUUGGACUGGCUCCUGUGGAGGUGGCACAUAAAAUACACCAUUUCGAGCAUGGCCGUUGCCAGUACCUCCUGACUGGCCUUUGUGCCGGUGGCACGUAAAAGCACCCACUACACUCUCGGAGUGGUUGGCGUUAGGAAGGGCAUCCAGCUGUAGAAACUCUGCCAAAUCAGAUUGGAGCCUGGUGUAGCCAUCUGGUUCACCAGUCCUCAGUCAAAUUGUCCAACCCAUGCUACCAUGGAAAGCGGACGUUAAACGAUGAUGAUGAUGAUGUGAGAGCACUGCGACGCGUAAUCAUGGGGGUGUGAGUUCGAGUCUCAUAGCUAGCCGCCAACACUUUUUUCUGCAAAUUAGGGGUAGUUUAUCCUGUUCAGGCUAUAUUAUUAACAUUAUCCUACGUUUGAUAAUUUUAAAAAAUCACUUCUUUAACUUUCUAAGACACCUCGACGCUUCUAAAGCAAACUUCGUUUGUUUGUUUACUUUCAUCGUAAUUUGUGUGUGUGUGUGUAUAUAUAUAUAUUUUGCUUCUUCUUAAGAAUAUAUAUGUUCUUAUAAUAUGCACAAAAGGUUAUUUGUAUACGAGAGGCUCCUUAUUAUCUUUAUGAACUAUCUUUCGAAUUUAUUUCGACGUAGAGCAUUAUCUUGAAGCUUCACUUAUUCGUUUCGGUAAUUCAGAGGAGCAUUGUACUUUUUUGCAAACCCCAUUGUCGUUGGUCCCAAUUUUAAUAACACCGUUUUCUUCCUCUUAUCCCACAUUUCUUUAUGUUAUCUGAUGGUUUUAAGGUAAAAAGUUUUCACUAAAGAUGAUCAACAUAUGAAGUUUGAAGAUUAAAAUUAACUUCAUUAAGCUAUGUCAGCCUGUUAAUACAAAAUCCUUGGAAUUGAGAUUAUUUACUGUAAUACCAAAACCAACAACAGAAGGAAGGCUGUAGUAACAGUAUCAACAACAUAUGUAGUACUUCAGCAUGACUGCAGUCCUUUUGUUACAACUACUGCUACAGUAAAAUAUUAAUUAGACUGAAGAUAUAAAGACUAAAAACUUCAUCAAGCUGAUGUCAGCCUGUUUCUGAAACUCUUAGUUGAAUGGAUGUGAACUAUUACCUUGGAAUUGAGAUUGUUUGCAAAAAUUCCUACAUAAAUGUUUACAGGAAAAUUUUCUUUAUAAAUUAAUUUAGAAAGCUAUACUGUGAACUUUUUAUAAUUUUAUACUUUAAGAAUUUCAUAUCUGGAUUUAUCUUGUUAAUUGGAACGACUUUAAUGAUAUUUUAGUUGUUGGCUGUCACAAGAUAAACUAAUAAAUCCCUUUGAAAUGUUUUUUAACAGUUAAGACUUUACAAAGAAUAUCACACAGAAAAUUAGAUAAAAAGUAAAAGUUAUGAAUAAAAAAGCAGAACCCCAAAAUAUUGAUUCAUCAGAAGAGAAAUCACAUUCUUGUGAUAUAUGCAGAAAGUUAUUCACAACAAAAAAGAAUUUAAUUCAACAUAAAUUAAUCCAUUCAUUCUCUAAUCUUCAUCAGUGUGAAGUUUGUGGCAAAAGAUUCACUGCAAACAAUUUAUUUUCUCGCCAUAAAUGUAGUCAUCCAGGAAAAAAACUGCACCACUGUGAUAUCUGUGAUGAAAAUUUUUCUUCAAGUGGCAGUUUAUCUUCCCACAAGCGAAUUCACACAGGAGAGAAACCAUACCACUGUGAUAUCUGUGAUAAAAAUUUCUCUCAGAAAGGUAAUUUAUCUACCCACAAGCGUAUCCACACAGGGGAGAAACCAUAUCUUUGUGUAGUUUGUAACAAAGCCUUCUCUGAUAGUCGUAGUUUAUUUAUCCACAAACGUAUUCACACUGGAGAAAAACCAUAUCACUGUGAGAUCUGUACUAAAUCAUUUUCUACAAGGGGUCAUUUAACUUGUCACAUACGUAUUCACUCGGGAGAGAAACCAUACCACUGUGAUAUCUGUGGUAAAAUGUUUUCUGGAAGUGGUGACUUGUCUUCCCACAAACGUAUUCACACAGGGGAAAGACCCUAUCACUGUGACCUGUGUGGUGAAACGUUUUCUAGAAAUCGUAAUUUAACUUAUCACAAACGUAUCCACACUGGGGAGAAACCAUACCAAUGUGAUAUAUGUAAUGAAGCAUUUUCUACAAGGGGUCAUUUGUCUUGCCACAUACGUAUUCAUACAGGAGAAAGACCAUAUCACUGUGAUACCUGUGGCAAGACUUUCUCUCAAAGUGGUCAUUUCUCUCGACACAAACGUAUUCACACUGGUGAAAGACCAUACCAGUGUGAUAUCUGUAAUGAAAAAUUUUCCAGAAGUGAUAAUUUAACUCAGCAUAAACAUAUCCACACAGGAGAGAAAUCAUAGUUGUAUAUUUGUAGUAUAACAUUCUUUUCAAGUAACAAUAUAUAUAUAUAAUAAAUGAAUUUUUUUAUGAAUAUCAGUGUUAUGAAUUUUAGCAUGCAAGUAUCAUCAUUAUUUUAAUGUCCAUUAUUCAAUGGUAUGCAUCUAGAGCAAUUGAUGUUUCAAUCCUAUUAGCCCACCAGUAUACCUUGACAUCCUUUUCAUUCCAUUUUAAUUUUACCUACUUCCAAGAUGACAAUGAGAUAUUGUGGAAUUUUAAUUAGCACUCUGGUUAUUGCUUUGUUAAUAUUUAGUCUUUAGACUAAAUUAUUCCAGGUUUUGAAUUUUUUUUUUUUUUUUGUAGCAUUUUUGACACAUUUUGUUAUUGCUGCUUCCAAAAGCAACAGUUUUGAAUUAAUUCUUGUAUUAUAGAAUCAAGAACUAUGAUGAGCAGAAGGGGAAUAAGGAAAGAAAUGCUGUGGGCACCUAACUACAUGAAUAAUUUACUGCUAAUCUUAACUUUGCCUUAUAGCAUCUUCAUACUUGGGUUAAAUGGCUUUUGAAGGUCACUCAUCUACAUCUUAUUUUUGCAGCACACACCAAACUAUAUUGUGUGUGAUCCUAUCAAAAAGUAUUCUGAUUGAUAAAUGCUAGAUGGUUUAUUCUUAACUAAAACCUCUUGUCAUUUUGUAGAAGUAUAGUAUUUAUGGUUCUACAUCUAGACACAAGUACAAACUAAAUCCAAACUAACUUUCUCCUGUACUGAUUUACUAAAAAAUGUUGUCAGCUUUUUCUAGACUUUGUCAUCAUCUACCAUUGUUCAUUCCCAGUACAUCUUACUUCAUCUUUGUUGCCAUUAAUGAUAAUACAGCUACACCAGUUUUCCUUCAUCAUCUAAUUAGUUAAUUGUCUAGUGUAGUGGGUACAUUUCUUAGUUAUUAUCUAUGAUGGGACUGUCCACAACAUAAAAGGUAUUAUGCAUUCAACACAAAUUAAUCUGAUUUUGUCAUUGAAUUGUGUCAGUGUCAACAGUUUUGUCAGCUCCAGUAUUUGUGAAAUGUGUGUUUAGUUAUCUGAAAGUAUGUCCAAUGAAAAUUAAAAUUUUUGAACAUAAAAUACUGUAUUUAAUCUUUAUGGAGAAUGGGGUCAGGUGCAAAUCAUAAAAAUAUGUGAUGCUCAACACUUGUUUUUUCUAUUAACCUUUCUGUUAUAGUCUCAGCCUCUCUACUAUACUGAUGAGCUUUUAAAAGUAACAUUUUAAUUCUGACUCUACAAUUCCAUUCACCCAUGCUAAUUUGUGUCUUUGUCCGAAAGUAUUUCUAUUGUCUGCCAUGUUACUGGCAAUGAUAGAAAAUGAAAUCUGACAAUAAAAAGUUGAGCUCCUGACAUGAUAUAUAUUGAGUGGACCAAGAGUCACAAAGUCUGACUACAUAUUGCAAUCUGUGAAUAUAUUUUUAUACUUUGUGACUCUUGGCCCAUUCUACAGAUGAUUAUGGAGUUCAGGUUAUAACCAUUAUUUUAAUUUUUAAUCUUGAUUUUUUUUCAGCCCCUCUUUACAAUGUAGUUUCAAAAUUCAUCAGUUGUUCUUGUGCUGCUAAGGGCUUGUCACUCGAAAUUGCAGCAUUAUCACUGGAGGUUAAUUCAAGUAGUUUUUCAACAGUAAAUCUGGGUAGUUUUCUCUUGAUUGUAUCUAUAUUCUUGCAGAAAUAUACAGAUUACAUAAUCCAUAAUUAUUAUGAAGAUGUAUAACGCAAGCUUGUCUUCCCCAAAGUUGUCUCAUUACAGUUAC
Octopus bimaculoides (California two-spot octopus) is the source of this 6009-nucleotide messenger RNA. RefSeq lists its product as uncharacterized. Lineage: Eukaryota; Metazoa; Mollusca; Cephalopoda; Octopoda; Octopodidae. Gene Ontology annotation, cellular component: chromatin; PcG protein complex; transcription regulator complex. Gene Ontology annotation, biological process: regulation of transcription by RNA polymerase II. Gene Ontology annotation, molecular function: RNA polymerase II cis-regulatory region sequence-specific DNA binding; DNA-binding transcription factor activity, RNA polymerase II-specific. The record is from RefSeq and is a predicted model, not a curated record.